This is a messenger RNA of Cladophialophora psammophila CBS 110553, 2262 nucleotides long. Its product is annotated as ATP-binding cassette, subfamily F, member 3. The coding region runs from base 1 to 2262 and encodes 753 amino acids. The transcript is spliced from 2 exons. Lineage: Eukaryota; Fungi; Ascomycota; Eurotiomycetes; Chaetothyriales; Herpotrichiellaceae. The record is from RefSeq and is a predicted model, not a curated record. Gene Ontology annotation, molecular function: ATP binding; ATP hydrolysis activity.
AUGGAAGCUGAGAUCCAAGCGCAAAUCCCCAGCAUCGACCAUAUCCUUUCGGAAUACUCCGUUGGAUAUCUUAAUCAUGCUUCCAAACUCUAUUUCUCCGAAGACGAUCCCUCUGUCCAAUCUCCCCUGGCUGAAGCUCUUGAUACUGUGACCUCUCUACUCGUGUCUGCCUCAGGAAACUUUUCUGAGCAGAAUGAAGCUGCCAUUCGCAACCUAGUCGAAAGAUUCAUCGCGAGGUUAAGCGAGGCAAAUGGCAUCGAUCCUGAGCGGCGGCAGAUGCCGUUUACGGCCAAAAAGCUCGAGCAGACCAUUCAAGUCAGCUCGCAGCGGAAUAUUUCGUCUACGCUAGGGCUGACGAGCGCAGGCGUAGAUCUCGAGGCCACCAAUACCCGCAAGGUAGAAUCAAAGGUCGACAAGAGGAAGCUUGAAAAGGCCGAGCGGAAGAUUCGUGCCAAACAAGACAAGAAGGUCAUGAAGAAUGUCGAGUAUGAGGCGUCAAGAUUGCUGAACCAGCCAGACCCCACCCAAUCAUAUGAGGAGUUCUUUAUGACGGUCAAUCCCCUGCAACUUGGUGCUGAUGCUCAGUCGAAAAGCAAAGACAUCAAGGUGGAUGGAAUUGACGUGUCCAUUGCAGGAAAACGCAUCUUGACCGACACAUCCUUGACGUUGGCAUACGGCCGGAGGUACGGCCUCGUCGGUCAGAAUGGUAUAGGGAAAUCCACGCUUCUGCGUGCUUUGAGUCGGCGCGAGGUCGCCAUUCCAACCCAUAUAUCUAUCCUUCACGUCGAGCAAGAGAUCACCGGAGAUGACACCCCAGCUCUUCAGGCAGUGCUCGACGCCGAUGUCUGGCGGAAACACUUGCUUGCCGAGCAAGAUAAGGUCUCGAAGCAGCUCGCAGCUCUUGAGGCCGAGAGGUCGAAGAUGGCCGACACCUCGAAGGAUGCCGGGCGGCUGGACAAAGAAAAAGAUGGGCUGGACACUACCUUGGGUGACAUCCAAGCCAAACUGGCCGAGAUGGAAUCUGACAAGGCCGAGUCUCGAGCCGCUAGCAUUCUCGCGGGUCUAGGGUUCUCGCCGGAACGUCAGCAAUUCGCCACCAGGACAUUCUCAGGCGGUUGGCGAAUGAGGCUGGCCCUGGCGCGGGCAUUGUUCUGCGCACCAGACUUGUUGCUGCUUGACGAGCCUUCCAACAUGUUGGAUGUCCCAUCGAUCACAUUCUUGUCGAACUAUCUGCAGACAUAUCCCAGCACCGUCUUGGUGGUCUCACAUGACCGUUCCUUCUUGAAUGAAGUCGCUACCGAUAUUAUUCAUCAGCAUUCAGAAAGACUGGACUAUUACAAGGGGGCCAACUUUGAUUCGUUCUAUGCUACCAAGGAGGAACGGAGAAAGAACGCCAAGCGCGAAUACGAGAAUCAAAUGGCGCAACGGGCCCAUCUGCAGGCCUUCAUCGACAAAUUCCGAUACAACGCUGCAAAGUCGUCCGAGGCGCAGUCACGUAUCAAGAAACUGGAAAGGAUGCCGGUUCUGGAGCCCCCCGAGGACGAGUAUACGGUCCACUUCCGGUUCCCAGAUGUGGAAAAACUUUCACCGCCAAUUAUCCAGAUGUCAAAUGUCUCUUUUGGCUAUACAAAGGAAAAGCCGCUGCUUCACAGCGUGGACUUGGACGUUCAACUCGACUCCAGGAUUGGUAUUGUGGGGCCCAAUGGCGCCGGCAAAACAACGGUGCUGAAAUUGUUAAUUGGACAACUUCAGCCCACCACUGGACUGAUCUCGCAGAAUCCUCGUCUCCGCGUCGGAUACUUUGCACAGCACCACGUUGACGCCUUGGACAUGAACACGUCUGCGGUUGGGUUCAUGCAGAAGACGUACCCGGGCAAGACCGAUGAAGAGUAUCGGCGACAUCUCGGAGCAUUUGGGAUCACGGGAAUGACUGGGCUACAGAAACUCGAGCUGUUGUCCGGAGGCCAAAAAUCCCGAGUAGCAUUUGCUUGUUUGUCCUUGACAAACCCACAUAUCCUGGUGCUGGACGAGCCGUCGAAUCACCUGGACAUCGAGGCGAUGGACGCGCUUUCCACAGCCUUGCAGCAGUUUCAAGGCGGGGUUUUGAUGGUUAGUCACGAUGUGACGAUGCUACAGAACGUCUGCACCAGUCUAUGGGUCUGUGACAAGGGCACUGUCGAGAAAUUCCCUGGCGACAUCAACGCGUACAAGAAAAAGAUCAGUGCGCAAGCGAAUGAGGCUGGAGUGGUUCAAGCACAUUGA